Messenger RNA from Styela clava, 3018 nucleotides. Its product is annotated as solute carrier family 22 member 15-like. Gene Ontology annotation, molecular function: transmembrane transporter activity. The record is from RefSeq and is a predicted model, not a curated record. Gene Ontology annotation, biological process: transmembrane transport. Gene Ontology annotation, cellular component: membrane. NCBI's taxonomy places the organism in Eukaryota, Metazoa, Chordata, Ascidiacea, Stolidobranchia, Styelidae.
CGUAGUUUCCGGUCUCAUUGAUUGAUUUUAUCUGCUGCAUUAAAGGCAUUUUCAUAAAUCCACACUAACGCGGUCGUUUGAUUACUUUCCAACAAGCUCUAGAGUUCAGAUUGAACUAGCUGAGAAUACCAGAUAAUAAUAAUAAAACAGAUGAUAAUAGACGAGGCUGUUGACAGGUUUUGUAACUCAAUCCUGAAAUAUCGUUGUCUGUGCCUUCAACACGUAUUCCAGUAAACUAUGCAUAAUUGCACUGAAUAGUAUGGUUGAACAACCAUUAACAUAACGUAAUGCCAGGAGGUAGACGACGACUCAGAAACCAAAACAGCAAUUCUUGGAAGGUACCUCGAUCGGUUGUCGGAAAUAAAAUGGGAAGUAUAGACAAAAUUCUGAAUGUACAAGUUGGAUCUGUUUACAAAAGGGCUUAUGUCAUUUUAUCGUUGCUGGGUUUUCUAUUUUCGCUUGCGAAACCUCCAGAUCUCAUACUGAUGGUAUUUUCUUCAGCCCCUUCGUCAGCAUUUGUAGAUAACCCGCAUGCUCGUAAUGUGCAGACAAUCGUUACUGAGUGGAAUUUAACAGAUUCUCGAAAUUGGAUUCCUGGGUUUCUGCAGUCAAUGUUUUAUGUUGGGUAUAUGCCUGGUGCAAUAAUAAUGGGACAGCUUUCUGAUCUUUACGGCAGAAAACGAGUUUCUUGGAUAGUCUACGCACUCAGCCUGGUUUUUCAAAUUCUCACCGGAUUCUGUCAGAACUGGCAACAAUUUGCUGCAUGUAGAGCAAUAUCGGGUUUUCUCAUAGGCGGACUUGGUGUGGUUCAGACCAUUCUAACUCAAGAAAGUACCGGGUCGAAGCUGUGGGUGGUAAAUGGCGCUCUUGCUGAAAUAGGAUACACAGCUAACAUGCUUGCUUUCUUGUGGAUUGCUUAUCUGUUUCCAAGUUGGCGACAGAUGUAUUUCAUCACUACGAUUCCUGGGAUACUCGUUUUCAUCUAUUUUUACAUCGUCCCGGAAUCACCACGUUGGUUACUGUCCCGUGGAAAAAUUAUCAGUGCUCAAGAAGUCGUUGAAAAAAUAUCAAAAUGGAAUAAGUCAAAUGAAGAAGACUACGAUCUACUAUUAGAUGACGAUGCCGGAACGAUUUCAAGUGAUCGCCAGACCGGUGAUACAGGGCACAGCAAUUCCAGAGAAAUAUCAACUGCCAGACUAUUAACAUCCGAACCAGAGAUUAAGAAAACGAGAUCUAUUAUUGAUUUAAUCAAGCAUCCUACUCUUCGUUACAGAUCUCUCAUUCUGAGUUUGCAAUGGUUUACUGCAAGUUUUGUGUUUUAUGGUAUCACGCUUGGAUCAGGAUCAUUUAGUUCAAAUUUUUAUGUUGCAUUCAUUAUAUCAGGAAUAAGUCAGAUUCCGGCUGUUCCACUCUUUAUUUACCUCAUGGAACGAAAAUGGGCUGGUCGUAGACGAACGCUCAUAUGGUUUAUGGCUCUUGGUGCAAUAUGUAUGUUUGUGAUGUAUAUCGUACCAUUUGAAGAAGGUGAGCAUUCCAACUAUAAACUGGCGUUACUGUUCUUCGGAAAAAUAGGAAUUAGCGGAGCAUUUGAUCUUCUUUAUAUAUAUACUGCGGAACUAUUUCCUACUGUUGUGCGGAACGUUGGACUGGGUUCAAUGUCAUUCUGGGCAAGAGUCGGAGGAGUGAUUGCUCCCUUUUUAGCAAAUCUAGCGAUGUUUUCUGGAUUAAAUACUCCGUUUCUAGCAUUUGGUGUUGUCAGUUUUGCAAGUAGUGUUUUUGCUGCUUUCCUGCCAGAAACAAGAGGGAAAAUAAUACCAAAUACUAUAGAAGAAGCUGAACAGCAGGAAGACGAAACGGAUGAAGAUUACAAUUUUUCUUUAUGUCGAAACACCAAUAAACAUUUGUGAACGUCCUAACAGCGGAGUGAACAACGCGAUUCACAAAGCUGUCACUUACCGAGCAGCGAACAAUUGAAAGGAAAAUGCGGAGCAGACGCUAAUGAGUUUGUAAGAACGGGCAAUUGAAGAUUAAAGCAAAUGGAAAGCAGUUUGAAAAAAUCUAAUAUUAAGAGAUACAAAAGCUAAAUGAUUUUUGGUUUCAGCCUAUCAGUUGAUUUUGUUUAAAUCUAAUCUAGAAUAAGAUUUGACACCAAAGUAUUUGGAAAUGAAUCCUGGCGUAUUAUACCGAAAACAUCUCAACUAAGAUAACUUUUCACAUUUGAAAAAAGUCAUGGCUCCAAAUAUGGCACUUUUCGGUUACAUAUUUUUUUCUAAAAUGGGGGUCAUAUCGAAUUGCUAGCACUUCCAUAGCAAAUUUGGAUGAAAGUAUUCGGAGAAAGAAUCCAGCAGCAAAGCUCUCACUGAAUUCGUUUAAAUUGAGUGGGACAAUAUAUUUGAAUCACAGUUUUAGGAAAUUUAUGCGCUUUCUGCAAGAACCCCUAAUGAUGACGACAUGAGAUCAAUAACAAAAAGACACUCUUUUGUUCCUGCAACUAAUAGAAAGCCUAUGUUAAAUGAAGAAAUGUGCGUCAAAUUAUGUCUACUUACUAUCUAUAUAUAGUGCGCCUUCAAUGUUAGAAAAAUUCAUCGUUAUGGCAAAAGAUCAACAAAGUUCGCCAAUUGCAAUAUUUAGAAAAUUUCUAUCCAAGCUCUAAGGUAACUCUAAAGAUAAUAUCCCAAUAUGAUUGCCAAUUUUCUUUCUCAGGAAAUUAGCUUUUUUGAUCAAAGCUUUUGUAAUAGUUGUAUACACAAAGUCAAUCUGAACACUUCGGAUCAUAUUGCCAUGUUUUUGUGUUCUUUCGUUGUAACCCAUGUGCACAGCAGUAUCGUUUAUAUGAAGAAUUGCCUUCCAACUAUAUCGGUAUAAUACAUUGUGUUCUGUGCAUUUGUUACAUAAAAUUGUGUGUAAGACAAAAGGGUGAAACACAUGGAUGGAAAUAUAGGAAAUAAACAAAAGCAAAUACAAGUGUGAAAUAAGUUUGACAAAAAACGUGGCAGGUGAACAUGUCAAAAUUAACAC